Molecule: messenger RNA, 8824 nt
Organism: Manis pentadactyla (Chinese pangolin)
Lineage: Eukaryota; Metazoa; Chordata; Mammalia; Pholidota; Manidae
Gene: PEG3
Product: paternally expressed 3
Exons: 12
Coding region: 662-5386 (1574 amino acids)
Biological process (GO): negative regulation of transcription by RNA polymerase II
Molecular function (GO): DNA-binding transcription repressor activity, RNA polymerase II-specific; RNA polymerase II cis-regulatory region sequence-specific DNA binding
Source: RefSeq, a predicted model, not a curated record
GGGGGUGGGGCCAUGGGCGGUCUUGGGAGACUGACUGUUCCACAUAGCCCCGCCUACUCGCCCUAUGCGUAUUGGCCAAUAGGUGGCAGCCGAGGAUUAGUGUGCAUGCAUCAUCUUGACUGACGUAGGGUGGCUGCAGCGCUUGGCCCACCGAUGGCCUUUGUGCCCUGAUUGGUGCUCCAGACUCCAGCCCCACUCCAGCACUAUAUUGGUCGAAACCAUCUGUAAUAAUCUGGAGCUGGCUGCGGAGGGCGGACCCGCAGGAGGGGUUGCGAAGCCCUGGCCACUGGCGUUGUGCUGGCUGACAGGUGGCAUCUGAGGCUUCCUACGCAGGUGAUGGGAGAGCCCUAAUUAAAUAUGCCCUCGCCAGUGACUGGUAACUAACAGAAACCACAGCUGUGAUCUUGAAGCUCUUCCUUCUUGAGCUUCUACCCUUCUCAGAGACGACUGGCAAGAGGAAGAGGGACUAGAUCUAGAUGCCAGGUGGCUGGGUCCAGGUCCCUGGCAUUUUGACUCUGUUCCUGUGGAUAGCUGCUUUUUCUGAAGCCCCAGAAAGGAUCCUAUUCCAAAAAAGGUCCCUGAGUACUGACUGUCACAGGCUGCUGCGUCUUUCCCGCUGACUCAUGUUUGGUUCCUGCAGUGAACACUGUACUUAACAGAAAUGCUGCCUCCAAAGUGCUUGUCUGCCACCAAACCCAGGAAGUCCUGGGGCUCAGAUCUGUGUAAGCUAGACAGUGACUUGAUUAAGGAGCCGGAUGCCAUCCUAGGAGGAGCUGCAACUGACUCUGAAUUCUUUCAUCAGAGGUUUCGGAACUUCCUCUACGUGGAAUUUGUUGGGCCUCGGAAGACCCUGAUCAAACUCCGAAACCUGUGCCUCGAUUGGUUGCAGCCGGAUUCUCGCACCAAGGAGGAGAUUGUUGAGCUCCUGGUCCUUGAGCAGUAUCUGGCCAUCCUUCCAGAAAAGAUCAAGCCUUGGGUGCAAGCCAGAAAGCCAGAGAACUGUGAGAAGCUGGUCACCCUGCUGGAGAGCUGCAAGGGCACGCACGAGCUGGAAGACGACGGCAGCAGUGACGCCCCCAGUGAAGACAGCAUGAGCCGGAAGGGGACAGAAACCCCACCGCCGCGCUCCAUCUACUCUUUCUGCAGUGACCAGGACUGGGACCGGGACUGGGACCAUGACCAAGACCGGGACCGGGACUGGGAGCAGGACCGCAGGGGCCGAAGCAGAGAGCUGGCGUCCCGAGACUGCUGGCCGUUCACCAGGAGCCCCCGAAGCAGGCUUCCGCAGAGGGGCCUUGCCCUUCCUCCGAUGGAGAAAACAACUUUGGCCAUGGAAAGAGAGCACCAGCGUAGGGCCUCCAUGAUGGACUAUGAGUCGAGACGCCAGGAUGCGGUGUCGUACCAGGACGUUGUGGAUCUUACCGAAGACAGGAAGCCACAGAACCCAAUUCAGGACAACAUGGAAAACUACAGGAAGCUACUUUCGCUGGGGGUUCAGCUUGCUGAAGACGAUGGCCACUCCCACAUGACACAAGGCCAUUCCUCGAGGUCAAAGAGAAGUGCCUACCCAAGCACCGGCAGAGGUCUGAAAACUAUGCCUGAAGCCAAAAAGUCAACCCAUCGGCGGGGAAUUUGUGAAGAUGAAUCUUCCCACGGGGUGAUAAUGGACAAAUUCAUCAAGGAUGUUUCGCGCAACUCCAAAUCAGGACGGGCGAAGGAAUCUAAUGGUCGGUCUCAACGGUUCCCCAGAAGGCCAGACGGUGAUUGGAGAGAAGUUCCAUUCAACAAGAGGGCAUCGGUGAUUCAGGAGAGGGGCUAUGAAGGGAACGCCUUUGGGGGAGGCUUUACUUUCAACUCUAACCUUGUUUCUAGAAAGAGAGUCUUGGAAAGAAAAAGACGGUAUCACUUUGACACAGACGGGGACGACCCAGUUCAUGAUCAGAGAGGCUGUGCCAAGAGAAAGUCCUUUGAGUACAGUGACGUGAGGAAAGCCAUGGGCCUGAGCAGCCUUGGCAGCCCUGCCUGCACCGAGCUGCAGCCCUUCGCCCUUGGGUCACUGCCCUACACAUGUGAUGAGUGUGGGAGGCCCUUCGGUGUGGUUUCAGAGUUUGUUGAGCACCAGAUCAUGCACACAAGAGAGAAUCUCUACGAGUAUGGUGAAUCCUUCAUCCACAGUGUGGCUGUCAGUGAGGUUCAGAAAAGACAGGCCGGAGGGAAACGCUUUGAAUGUAAGGAGUGUGGGGAAACCUUCACCAAGAGCACUGCCCUUGCUGAGCACCGGGAGAGUCACGCCAGAGAGCACCUCAUGGAGUGCGAGGACGUGGAGCCUGAGGAGCCCUUCCUGCCGAGCCCGACCUUCCGUGAGCUUCAGAAAAUGUACGGGAAGGAUAAAUUCUACGAGUGCCAGGUGUGUGAGGAGACCUUUCUGCAUAGUUCCGCCCUGGUCGAGCACCAGAAAACCCACGGCAGCAGCAAUGAAGACGAUGAACAUGGGGAAGCCUUUAAGCCCAGCCCAUCCCUUAAUGAUCUUCAGAAAAUGUACGGCAAAGAGAAAAUGUACGAAUGCAAGGUGUGUGGGGAGUCCUUCCAUCACAGCUCAUCCCUGAGGGAACAUCAGAAGAUCCACGCCAGAGGGAGUCAGUUCGAAAACAGGGGCAAAGUGUGUGAAGAGACCUUUAUUCCUGGUCAGUCCUUCAAAAGGCACCAGAAAACUUACUCCAAAGAGAAGCUCUACAACUUUAAAGAUGGCGGGAGUCCCUUCAGGCACAACUCAGACCCCAGCGAGCAUCAGAAACUUCACUCUCGGAAGAACGUCUAUGGAGGCAGGGGGCACGAGAAGUCUGUCAUCCUCAGUGUGUCCUCCGCACAAUCUCAGAAGAGCCAUACCAUAACCAGACCACCUGAAAAUGAGGAGCAGGAGAAGGCGUUCACCGUUAGCUCUAACCCUGAAGGCGACCAGAAAUUUUCCUCUCAAGAAAAUGUCUGUGAGUGGAAACCAAAUGAGAGGUCUGUUAUUCACAGUCUAGCCUUUGCCAAAGCUCAGAAAAGUUGCAGUUCAGUGAAGCCCAAUAAGCCAACAAAGAUUACAGAGGCUGCCAUUCAAACCUCAGGGGCUAUCGAUUACCAGGAAGUCCAUGCCGGAGACAGUACCUCUGAAGGAAAGAAACAUGAGAGGUCCGUUAUCCACAGCUUAUCUGCUUUCAGGCCUCCUGAAAGUCACACUGAAAAUGAACUUGCUGAGCUUGAGGAGAAGGGAGAAUCCUCCGCUUAUGUCUCGGGCCUUCACAAGCAACAGAAAACAACUGCCAGAGACAACCCUUACGAAGUGAGUGAGGGUAACAACCCCAAGGGCUCUGUUAUACACAGUGUGUCCCACACCCGACCUCAGAAACGUCUUACUGGGCAAGAACCCAGUGAUCUUAAGAAGGAUGGCGAAUCUUCUGUCCCCAACUCAGAUGUCCGUGAACAUCAGAAGGCUCGUGCUAAGAAGAAAAACAUUGAGUGUAAGAACCACGAGACCUCUGUAAUUCACUCCCUGCAUUAUGGCGCACCUCACACAUUGCGCCCUCGAGAGAAAGUCUAUGAAUGUCCGGAGUGUGGAGAAUCCUUUGUUCUGAGCUCUGACCUCACCGAGCAUCAGAAGAUUCAUGAUAGAAAGAAGCACUCUGGAAGGAAAAACUAUGAGCCAUCUGUUAUUCAGAGCUUAACCUCUACUGAUCCUCAGACGGGUUACACUAAACAGCCGGGCCAGAUGGGUCACACCGAAGAGCAAGUGAGCAACGAACGUGAGGAGUGUGCGGAAGGCUUGGCCACCAACAAAGACCUUGGUGUACAUCGGAAAAUGUGUGCCCGGGAGGAAUUCCACGGUGGGAAGCUGUCCGGAGGCUCUGUUUUUCAGGCUGCCAGUCUUGAUGGGGCUCAGCAGGAAGAGCCUCAGGCCGAGCCAGAUGGCGAGGAUGAGGGCGAAGACGCCAUCUACGGAUGUAAGGACUGCGGGCUGGGAUUUGCAGAUCGCGCAGACCUUAGAGACCAUCAGAAAGUUCACGGCAGAGAGCAUGCCGUCGACACUCGCGAGUACACGCAUUCUGUAAUUCACACGCAUUCCUUUAGUGAGUACCACAAAGAUCACAACGGAGAGCAGCUCUGUGAGUGCCCAGCAUGUGGGGAAUCUUUCGUUCAUAGCUCAUUCCUUUUUGAGCACCAGAAAAUCCAUGAGCAAGAUCAUUUUUUUGACCAUAGGAGGUAUGAUGAGCCUUUCAUGCCCCCUUUGGUCAUUAAUCCACGGAGGUCUCGUGGCCCACAGAAGAAUGCCGCUACGGGGACGUCCCUGCAGUGCCGCGUUUGUGGUCGAGACUUCAUUCACGGCUCUGUCCUGAAUGAGCACAUGGUGAUUCACACUGAAGAGAAUUCACCAGAGCAGGACCAGGGAAGUGAGGGUGCUGGCAGUGCGGGCGUGGCCCUCAGCGGGCGUCAGAGGGGCCAGACCAAGGAGAGGCACUGUGAAUGUCAAGCAUGUGGUGAGUCCUUCUGCAGUCAGUCUGAUCUCAGGGAGCACAUGAGAGUCCAUGAGAGAGACGAGCCCUAUGAUUAUGGGGCUUCCUUUCUCCACACCUCCUUUCUUACUGAUCCUCCCAGAAGAGGCUCACCAUUCUAUGAAUGCAAGGACUGCGGGAAGGCCUUUACUCAUGACACAGUCCUCACUAGACACCAGAAGCUCCACCUUGAAGAGGAAGAAACAGCAGAAGCAGCCCAGGAAGUUGAAGCCAAUGUCCUUGUUCCCCGAGAAGUGCUGCGGAUCCAGGGCUCAAACGUGGAGGCCGCCGAGCCCGAGGUGGAGGCCGCCGAGCCCGAUGUGGAGGCCGCCGAGCCCAAUGUGGAGGCUGCCGAGCCCAACGGAGAGGCCGGAGGGCCAGAUGGGGAGGCUGCAGAGCCAAAUGGGGAGGCCGAACAGCCCAACGGAGAGGCCGAACAGCCCAGUGGGGAUGCCGAUGAACCAGAUGGUGCCGGGAUCGAAGACCCAGAGGAAAGAGCAGAAGAGCCAGAGGGGGAUGCCAACGAGCCAGAUGGUGCUGGGGUUGAAGACCCAGAGGAAGAAGGUGAAGAUCGACAGAUUCAGGUCGGAGAACCGUAUUAUGACUGCAGGGAAUGUGGAGAAACAUUCACUUCCCACUCAGCCUACGGUGAGCACCUGAAAACCCAUGCCAGGGUGAUAAUAUUAGAGCCUGGAAAUGUCUAUGGGGAAAGCUCACACUACACAGAACACGCCAGCACCAGCACUGGUGACAGUGACAGGGCCCGUGACAAGUACUUCAGGUGUGACGUCUGCGGGCAGCUCUUCAGUGAUCGCCUGUCCCUUGUGAGGCACCAAAAUACCCACACUGGCUAGAACACCAGUGGGAAGGUUGCAAGACCUCCACUCGGAACACGACUCUUACUCACCACAGACUUCACACCCCCCAUGCGAGUGUCAGAAGGACACUUAGCCUCGACGUGUGCACACCUGACUGAACCUCAGACAACUCAGACAGAAAAGACACUGAAGGGGGAGACGCCCUCGGCCUCCGCUCAGCAGACCCGGGGGGGUGGGUGUGGAGGAAGGCCAGGGCACAUGCCCUCUCUUCCAUCCGGGGGCCACCCUGAGGGGAGCCACAGAAGCCGCCCCCGGUGACCAUGAAUGACACUCUGGACCUAUGUGAAUGUUCCCUGAGAUGUACAUAAAGUAGCGAAUCCUAGCAGAACAGUGAUCACAUGUAUUUGGAUUCGAUGUGAUGAACAACAGUUCACUGUGCGGAGGUUCUGCACCUGGUCCUCUGUAAUCUUUUCUUUUUUUUGGAGGAGGAAGAGAGCAACAAAUUAGAAUAUAUUUGUAAGCAUCUUAGAUCCUGAGAAAGGUUUCUUGUGCAUUAUUUGAACCCCAUCACUAUCUUUUUGAGUAAUUGUGUGCUGUUCCUUAGUCUUACGUGUCCCUGUAAAGGUGUAGGCAUGAAAAAGUCUUCUACAUUUUGCUGUUUGAAAAGAGAAGUACGUGAGCUUUGUUCUCAGCCAUCGUGUUCACACCGACGCUCUGGAAUCUGAUGCUUGUGAUCCUGUACGGUGUGUGGAUUGGCCUUUGACCCGAAUGGAUCAGUUGCCACAUUCUACCUUGUAGUGAUUCUCAUGUAAAAGUAUUACAAGUGUUUUGUUUUAACCAACUUGAUGUAUGUUUGAUAGUGAAUUCACAAAAGCUGAAGCUUUUCCCUGUAAAUCUUGUCUUUUGCCUUUAAAGAGUGGGUUGCAACCAUCACUAGAUCACGGAAGUGCCUAAUGAAGGUUGAGAAGUGUAGGAGAGGCUCUCAUGUUGUAAAUACAGAUGCAGACUAUCAACUUUCAUCAUUUCCUUGCGCGCUUCCUGCCUUAAGUGACGAGGAGCGGCGUGGCUUUGUUAGUAGGUACUGCCCCGAGUCAGCUUGCACCCCGGGUGCCCAGGAGCUAGUGUCCUUAGAGCCUUCUGUCACUGAACGUAGUCCUUGUCUUCACCUGUCUGACCCUCAAUCCCAUGCCUAACUUGCAUUUUUUUUUAAAAAAGCUUUCUUUACAGUCAGCCCACGCUUAACAUGGACUCAGGUUCCCCAGCAGCCUUAACCUGUUCUGUUACCGCGUGUUCCCUCCCUCUUUGUCCCCCGAAGCAUUUCUGAGCUGCCCCCUGGAGCAGUUCCCACUUACCCACAGAGGCCUUGCAGCUUGCAGCUCCUGUGUCUUAUUCUGUGGGCCACCUGUGCUCCUUUUGUUUCCCUUCCCCUCAUACAUCACUAUUAAGAAAUUAUUUGGCUUUGAGUUGGCUGGAAAAAAAAUUAAAAAUAAUAAAAUAUUUUUUAAAAAAGCGGAUCUGUAGAUGAAGUGAGCAAAAGUUAAGAGCAGAGAAUUUGAGCAAGCAAAACUAAAAUGCCUGCUGGGGGAAUUAGUCUACAUCUCACUCUUCUAGAUCCGCGUGGUUAGGGCUCUCAGCAGGGGUGUCAGCUGCAGGGAGUGCCGCAGUGGAGGGAGGUUGCAGGGCUGAGAGGGUGAAGCAGAGACGAGCAAGCCACAGAAGGGAGUCCUGGGAGGGCGAGCAGGCAGACAGGCGGCAUCAGAAGCAGGAGCUGGGAGGCCAGGCCGGCGGGAAUGAACGGAACAGGCUGCCCUGGGCAGUGUGGAAGAGGGGCCCUCUUGGAUGGCAUGGUGUAGGUGAGGGCCAGCUGCACCAAAAGACCUGAGGUUGGAAUGGACCGCCGGGAACACAGGACAGUGAGCCACCGCAUUCGCGGAGGACCCUUGACACAGGAGCCAGUGUUGAUGUCAUAGGGGUGAACUUGGGUUCGUCACUGUUAGGACUAAUUGGUAGAGCCUUGUCAGAAAGCAACUUGCCAAUUGUCAGGGUGUCCCUUAUAUUAGUGAAAAUUUAGGAACAACUUAAAUGCCAAACAACAGGAGAGUGAUUAAGUGAACGCAUCCAUGGACUCUUGUGCAGCUGUUUAAAAAUGAUAGCCAUGGAGAGUUAUGUAGCAAGGUGGAAAUAUAUUUAUGGAAUAUUAAGUGGAAAAAACAGGACACAAUUAUAUUUAUACUAUAGUUAUAACUGUUUAAAAAUGUGCUUAUAGUCAAAAGCUGUUGUGUCGUCAUUGUCGUAGGCCUAUAGUUGAGCAUUAUUUUCCUAAAUUCCUUGAGUGUUCUUUAUGGUAGUGUGACUAAAAAGUUUUAUAGUCAUUUUUCCAUUGUGAACAUUAUUUGAACUCAUUAUCAGACACUUGGAAAAUACAGAAAAGUGGAGGAAAAAAAUACCAUAUUCUCACCAUCCAAAGAUAGAUAUACUCUUAAAUCAUUUUAUUCUCAUUUCUGUGCACAGGUUUAUGAUUAUAACUGUGUCAAACUGUGUAUUCAAAAUAGCUAUCAUGUCACCUUUGUGGAAUUAUGGUCACUUUCAUCUUAUGUCUUCAAAUAUUCCUUAUAAAAGUGUCCUGAUAAGAAAGUUUAUUAUGUUUGUUUCCAUUACAAGCAUAAUAUGUACCCAGAGGAAAAAUUGGAAAAUAGAGUAAAUUUUUAAGGAAAAAAAAAAGUCACCCAUAUUCCAAACACCCAGCAACUACAGUUAACAUCUUGAUGUUUCCUCCUUCUUGUUUCAGUGCACAAGUUUGUGAUUAUAACAGUGUUAAAUAUGUACUCAUAGAGUCUAAAAUGAAAAAAAUGCAGAAAAUAAUUAGUGUUGUCAUUGUGGAAUUAUGGUUAAAUAUUUUGUCUCAGAUUCCUUGAAUGAUCUUUGGUAUUUUGGUAUUAAAUCUUAUGUAUGUAUUUUUCCAUUACAAAUAUAAUACAUACUCAUACCAAACUUUGGGAAAUUCGGUAAAGUAGAAGAAAAGAAAGUCACCCAUAUUCCCAACACCCAACAAUGGCUGUUAAUGUCUCACUCUGCGUGCCAGUCUGUGAGUGUCAAUGAUAAGUAUGCAUAGCAUUGAAGAUGGGAAGAAACAUGGAAACCAAUUAAGAAAUAGUUGUGUGGUGGUUGUGGGAUUUGGGUUGAAUAUUUUGUCUCGGUUUCCUCAAGUGGUCUUUAUCAUAGUGUUUUGGUAGUCUACCUUUAUUACGUAUAUUUCUAUUAUAAACACAGUAUGUGUUCAUUAUAGAAACUUUGAAGUUACGGAAAUGUAGAAGAGACACUCACCCAUAUUUUCACCACCCAAAGACUGUGGUUAACACAUCUUGACAUGUUUUCUUCAUUGUUUCUGUGCACAGGUUUUUUUGGUUUGUUAAUAUGGUUGUGGCUGUUCUAUCUGUAAUAGUGUCAACAAUAAAAAUAAAGUUAAAAAUAAGA